UUAUCCAUUCGAUUCCAUUCCAUUUGUACCCUCGAAACGAAUCGAUUUUGACUCCUCUUCCAACGACAUCGAGGAGAUUCCGCAAGGCAUCCAUUAAGAGACCAUAGCAAAGAACAGAACAGAAACAGAAACAGAAACAGAAACAGGGAAGGCAAGAAAGUGCGAUGGGAAAUUCGGCGAGCGGCGAAGAUGGCGGGGAUUACAACCACGGCUACGACGAAGAGGAGGACGACGCGGACGAGUACGCAAAGCAGUUCGACGGGAUCGACACACUGGGAUACCGUGUCCUUGGGGUUCAGCCGGAUUCUCCUGGUACGUUUGGAUUGCAUGGCGUGGCACAAUAAACAAGGAUGCAAGCGCUCGUGCUCGAUUGUUCAACCGGCGAUGCGAUGCGAUGCGAACCGCGUUGGGAUCGAAUGGAAUUGUUGCGUGGUUUGCCGUAGCACAAUUGAUGCUACGGAGGAGUUUAACUCGUGCUAGUUCUAGUGCUAUCGCUAGUGCUCGUUCUCGUUCUGUUCUUCGGUACUUUACUACCGUACCCUACGAUAACUUCCUAACAGCUGUUCUCGAUGCCGCUCCGACACCCCAAAAUCACGAAUUGCCAAUGGUUUCUAUCCAAUGGCACUGGCGUGCAACGAACGAACGGAAUCUAACACUCACCACUUGCUAUCCCAUCUCAUCCCAUCCCAUCGAUCCACCGAAACCAACCCUACCGUGCAUGCCUUACCCGUGUGCACAACGAUACCGACAACGAUACCGACAACGAAUUGCCCGCAGCCUCCAAGGCCGGGCUCGUGAGCUUUUUCGAUUUUAUUGUCGGAGCCAACCAGGAGAUGCUGCUGGGGAGCGGGGCCGACCUGCAGGAGGGCGACGAGUACGACGACGUGGAUUUCCCGCGCCUCCUCCGGGAGAACCUCCACCAGACCGUCGAGCUGCUGGUCUGGAACAUCAAGGCCCGCGAGCAACGCGUAGUCCAGCUGGUCCCCAGCGACGACUGGGGCGGGGCGGGCCUCCUGGGCGUGACCAUCAAGCUGGACGACUACGGGGGCGCCGACGAGCGCCUCGUCCGGGUCCUCGAGGCCUCCGAGGGGGGGCCGGCGGCGCUGGCGGGCCUCGUCCCGAACGAGGACUUUUUGCUGGGGACGACGAUGGCGACGCUCUCCACCACGGACGUGCUGGCGGGCCUUCUCCACCAGUACCUCGGUCGCGUCGUAGAGCUCUACGUCUACAACUCGAAGACCGACGUGGUCCGGAUCGUCGGCCUCCACCCGACCUACGGGUGGGGGGACGGGGACUCCCUCCUGGGCGCGGCCGUGGGAACCGGAUACCUGCACCGGCUUCCGGAGUCCUGCCGAGGGACCACCGGAUCCUCGGUCGAGCGGACCGUCCGGAUCGUGGACCACGGCGGCUGCCCUUCGGCCCCGGGCAGCAACAGCGACAACGGCAACGGCAACCACCACAGCGGUUUCGGAACCCACGGCGCCGAUCGCAUACGCAUCGAGCCGACGCUGGAAAUGGAGGUCGAGGAAGACGGUGACGAGCGGGUGGCCCAGCCCCACCGGCUGGGGACCCGGCAGGGGACCCGGCUGGGGACCCGGCAGGGGACCCGGCCGAGGCCGGUGGAACCGCAGCAGCAGCAGGCCCAACACUUGGCCCGCGCUUCGCCCGAGACGGAACCCCCGGGAUCGGCCUCUCCGGCCUUGGAAACGGCCCCCGUUCCGGCCCCGGGGGGGGAGCUCGCGGACCGUGGGCCGCAGGCACUCCCACCGCCGCUGCCAAGCGAUGCUCCGGCGAUCCCCGAUUCCCCCGGUGGGUUUCCGGACGCCGCACCCCUUCGGCCGGAACCGCCGGUGAAGAAGGCGACGGUUCCGCCGCCGCCGCCUCCACCUCCCCCCCCUCCGCCACCAGCGGCCCUUCCCCCCCCGCCGCCACCGAUGGAUCCACCCGCGGAGAACCACUGCGGCGGGGAGCACGACGAUAACGAGGACGACGACGACGACGGCAGCGACUACACGGAGGACGACGAGGACGACUACACCGACGACGAAUCGGGAGGGACCCCCUCUCCCAAGAAGACGGGCAGCGGGCUCUUUGGCUUUUGAGCACGGGCACGCUUUUGUUUCGAAUGGUUCGGUGGUUUGCCCUGCCCUGCCCUACCCUGCCCUACCCUGCCCUGCCCUGCACCGGCGGAAAAGGAUUCCGUUUGGAGACAGACCGGACCGCCCGGCGCAGGAAAUCGAUCUUACUGUACUCCUCCAGUACAAGUACGGUAGAUUUCCUGUACACAAUACGGUACAGUUUUCAGUACUCGUAAUAGCACUAGUACUAAGGUACUACAGCUAUGGUCCCUUCUGCAAUGAAAUAGUAGAACUGUAAUGUAACUUUCACUAAUGUACAAAUGCAGUCUUCUCAACAUCAUUUCACAGAACCUAUUUAAUAGUACAAGUAAGAAUGAUCUUAAUCUCUGACUGUGGCAUAAAUAAUAGAAGUAGCU
This is a messenger RNA of Pseudo-nitzschia multistriata, 2494 nucleotides long. The record is from the annotation of a GenBank genome assembly. NCBI's taxonomy places the organism in Eukaryota, Bacillariophyta, Bacillariophyceae, Bacillariales, Bacillariaceae.